AUGUCCCCCUUCCUCAUAGCAUGGUACAGUCCAGUGUCAUGGCUCCCUGAACGAAUGGAUGAGCAAGGGCUACUGCUUUGAGAUUAUGUUAUUAUUACAGGUUUUUGAAAUAUUCCACGUUUGAUAGCGCACUAGUUUUCUUUCUAGUAUUACGUUAUAUUUUAGAGAGGUAGUGAGACUAGGUUGUCAACAUGGCAGGGAGUAGCAUGGCACAGAAAACAUGGGAGCUACAAAACAGUAUGCAGGAAGUUCAGAGCAUAGAUGAAAUAUAUAAAUAUGACAAAAAACAACAACAGGAAAUCCUUGCUGCGAAGCCAUGGACAAAGGAUCAUCAUUACUUCAAAUACUGCCAGAUAUCUGCUCUGGCGCUGCUGAAGAUGGUGAUGCACGCCAGGUCCGGGGGCAACCUCGAGGUGAUGGGUCUGAUGCUUGGGAAAGUGGACGGGGAGACCAUGAACAUCAUGGACAGCUUUGCCUUACCCGUGGAGGGCACAGAGACGCGGGUCAACGCCCAGGCUGCGGCUUAUGAAUACAUGGCUGCCUACAUUGAGAAUGCCAAACAGGUUGGUCGGCUGGAGAACGCUAUUGGCUGGUACCACAGUCACCCAGGUUACGGCUGCUGGUUGUCAGGUAUAGAUGUCAGCACUCAGAUGCUCAACCAGCAGUUUCAGGAGCCCUUUGUGGCGGUGGUGAUCGACCCCACUCGCACCAUAUCUGCAGGGAAAGUCAAUCUUGGCGCCUUCAGAACAUACCCCAAGGGUUACAAACCUCCUGAUGAGGGACCCUCUGAAUAUCAGACCAUUCCCCUGAACAAGAUCGAAGACUUCGGCGUGCACUGCAAACAGUAUUAUGCCUUGGAGGUGACUUAUUUCAAGUCUUCCCUGGAUCGAAAAUUACUGGAGCUCCUCUGGAAUAAAUACUGGGUCAACACUCUGAGCUCUUCAAGUCUUCUGACGAAUUCAGAGUACACCACGGGCCAGGUGUUUGACUUGUCUGAGAAACUGGAGCAGUCAGAGGCUCAGCUUGGAAGAGGAAGCUUCAUGCUGGGCCUGGACACACACGACAGGAAGUCCGAGGACAAACUGGCCAAAGCAACACGAGACAGCUGCAAGACGACAAUUGAGGCGAUCCAUGGUCUGAUGUCUCAAGUCAUCAAGCAUAAGCUCUUCAAUCAAAUCAACACGUCUGCCAUCUAAGCCCGAAACAGUCCAAGUGGAGUCACCCCUCGUGUGUGUAUUACUAUUUAGAUUCUGGUUAGCAGGAUGAUCUUUCAAUUAUUAUCUGAGGAAAGUUUAUUGGUUUUAUCUUCAGCUAUUCUUUAGUGUGAGUGAUUGAUCUCAACUUAUGUCCACAUAAGUGUAUGAAUAAAUAGUGUUGUUAAAAUGUAUCUACGUUAGUUUUCCUUCUUUGACUUGAAGUAUCACCAUUUUCAUUGAAUAAUUCCUGAGGUUGGUGAACCAUAUUGUUUUGACUGAAUUGCUUCCAACUUUAGUUCAUGUAUUUUCUUAUUUUUGAAUGCUUGCAGACUUUUGAAAGGUAUUCUCCUUUGGGUUCAACAUGACAUAGCACUGUGACAUUUCCAUGUCCCAUGGCUGUUAGGUAUUGGCUAGAGUAGACUACACACACACACCCUCACAGCAUGACUUAACACUUUAACAAAGACCAUGGUAUAUUACUCCAUAACAAAACCUACAACCAGUCAGCCAGUCAUUUCAACUCUGGCCAGUCAUAUCAUUACAUUAUGGAACAACAAACUCAAGCCGCUGCAUUGGCUCAAACGUAAACACUGGCUGGCAUGGUCGAGAAGUCUCUGCGGAGUGGCUUUCGGUGCAGGUUGUCUCUCUGUAGUACACAAUCCUUCAGGAUUGUCAAGUCGUCAAGUCGAGCCGCGGCAAUGAUGCAGCACAGAAACAGGAGCCGUGCACACUGCAGUCUAUUCACCCAACCCGUCUACAUCGAAGCAGACACAGAGUCUGCUUUUCCUUACACACUGCAGCCCUGGCACCGUUUAAUGUCAGAAUUCUUUUUCUUGUAGUAUUA
Oncorhynchus mykiss (rainbow trout) is the source of this 2040-nucleotide messenger RNA. RefSeq names its product COP9 signalosome complex subunit 5. Gene Ontology annotation, molecular function: protein binding; metallopeptidase activity. The record is from RefSeq and is a predicted model, not a curated record. Lineage: Eukaryota; Metazoa; Chordata; Actinopteri; Salmoniformes; Salmonidae.